Messenger RNA from Olea europaea var. sylvestris, 1525 nucleotides. Its product is annotated as transcription factor TCP5-like. NCBI's taxonomy places the organism in Eukaryota, Viridiplantae, Streptophyta, Magnoliopsida, Lamiales, Oleaceae. The coding region runs from base 228 to 1220 and encodes 330 amino acids. Gene Ontology annotation, molecular function: sequence-specific DNA binding; DNA-binding transcription factor activity. The transcript has 2 exons. The record is from RefSeq and is a predicted model, not a curated record. Gene Ontology annotation, cellular component: nucleus.
CCACAGGUUGAAACUUGAAUAUAUUAAUUGCUUUUGAGAAAAUGAAAGCUUCAUAUCAAGUUUUAUUCUUUCCUCAAAGCUUAUUUUGAUGCAAAUUCAAUUUCAACUUUGAAAGAGCACUUCAGUGUCAUCUUCCUGGCUAUGCUUGCAAAUAAAGCCGAAUCCGAUUGAUCAACUGUGAUAUACCUAGAGCUAUCUUGCAGAUCAAUAAUGAAGCAAAUGAUCAUAUGAUCAUGAAUUCAAGAUCAGAAAAAGAUUUUCGAGCAAAGCAAGAAGGCGAUGCCUACAAUUCCAGCAAAUUUUCAGAGAUCCCACCUUCUUCAUCAAGACGGUGGUCAUCAUCCUUAAAAAAUCCAAGAAUUGUACGCGUCUCACGUAACUUUGGAGGCAAAGAUAGGCAUAGCAAGGUGUGUACUGUGAAGGGAUUAAGAGACCGAAGAAUUAGGCUUUCAGUUCCUACUGCAAUUCAAUUGUACAAUCUUCAGGACAGGCUUGGACUCAGCCAGCCUAGUAAAGUUGUAGACUGGCUACUCGAUGCAACUAAACACGAAAUUGAUAAGCUUCCCCCUCUUCCAAUGCCAACCGGAAUGAAUUUCAGCCAUUUUCCAAAUGAUCAUCAUCUAUCAUCGAGUCUUUCCCACUUUUCGAAUACAAAUCAAGCUUAUGCGAAGGAUUCUGGACUCAAUCACGUGUUUUUCUCACGCAAGGAAGAAUUAGGGAUCAAGAAUGUAAGUAACCAUGUUGAAAGGGUACAUCAGAAUCAAGAAAAUCAAGAAGGUUUUGGUGGAUAUGUGGCACAGAAUUUUUUCCCACAAGGAAAUUAUCAAUCUCCUUUUCCUACACCAUUGCUGAAUAAUCCCUACUUUAAUUGGGAUCCUAAUCCAAGCUUGUCUUUAUCUCAAUUUGGAGCUGGAGGUCAUUCUUAUCCAAAUCAAACAGAAGAAUCCCACAACAAUAUUUCUGCACCUUCAAGCUCUCAACUGUACUUCUAUCCAUCCGGGACAGCAAUACCAUCGUUAAAUUUUCCUCCAUUAAUCCCAUCAUUUAUGACAACAUCAAUGGAGAAUGAGUUGAGACAAAGUAAUUACUUCCAGCAACAAAAUUCACUGAUGCCAACCCUUCAUUUGAUUGGCUCUCCAAUGAUAUCUUUUGGGUCGAAUGCCAAUCAGAAAACUGUCCAAUUGCCCGAAAAAGGUAACAACGAAAGCAGCAGUUCUUAGGCCUUAGCCAUGCAAGAAUUGUUGCACAGUACCGAGGAUCAUGGAAGAAACAAAGUAUGCAGUUUUCAGCUUUGCAGAUAAUGAAUACAGUUAAGGCAUUCGUGAAUCUUUAUAUACUAUUUAUUUCCAAAAAAAAUAUAUACAGGUACACUGAAAAUUUGUCAUUUACAACAUUUUCAUCGUCAGAUUCAACUUCAGAAGCUAAUAGUUGAUGAUUUACUAAAAAUAUGUAAAAUGUGAGACAAGUUGCACGCAGUUUUAUGUGCUGGUUAAGUAGUACUUUCUAUCAUUUGAUUUUGCAGUUC